Messenger RNA from Centropristis striata (black sea bass), 2979 nucleotides. RefSeq names its product NADPH oxidase 1 (gene nox1). Gene Ontology annotation, molecular function: superoxide-generating NAD(P)H oxidase activity. The coding region runs from base 33 to 1733 and encodes 566 amino acids. Gene Ontology annotation, cellular component: plasma membrane; NADPH oxidase complex. The transcript is spliced from 13 exons. The record is from RefSeq and is a predicted model, not a curated record. NCBI's taxonomy places the organism in Eukaryota, Metazoa, Chordata, Actinopteri, Perciformes, Serranidae. Gene Ontology annotation, biological process: superoxide anion generation; defense response.
UGCUGCUGCUGAGUCGAGAUAAAGAGCUCAACAUGGGAAACUGGAUUAUAAACAAUGGACUUACAUCCUUCAUACUGGUGGUCUGGAUGGGCAUCAACAUCUUCCUUUUCGUCUGGUAUUACUUCUACUACGACUUGAGGGAUGAUUUUUUCUACACGCGUCAUCUUUUAGGGUCUGCCUUGGCCUGGGCCAGAGCUCCUGCAGCUGUCCUCAACUUUAACUGCCUGCUGAUCCUCCUUCCUGUGUGCAGGAACCUGCUGUCUCUGCUCCGAGGCUCCUUUGUGUGUUGCGGCAGAACAAUGAGGAAACAACUGGACCAUAAUCUGAGUUUCCACAAGCUUGUUGCGUACAUGAUCGCCCUGAUGACAGCCGUUCACAUGAUCGCCCAUCUGUUGAACGUGGAGUGGUACAACAACAGCAGACGAGGAGUUUAUGAUAAACUCAGCGAUGCUCUGUCAAACCUGGAGGACACAGACAACACCACCUACCUGAACCCAAUCCGCACAACACACAUUGAUGCGCAGCAGACUCCGACCUACUUCGUCUUCACCACCAUCGCUGGCCUCACAGGCGUCAUCAUCACUCUGGCGCUCAUCCUCAUCAUCACUUCCUCCAUGGAGGUCAUCAGACGCAGCUACUUCGAGGUCUUCUGGUACACCCACCACCUCUUCAUCAUCUUCUUCGCCGGUCUUGUGUUUCAUGGAGCCGGGUUCAUUGUGAGGAGGCAACAAACAACAACUCCACCUCACAACAUCACCUUGUGUAAAGACCGCAGUGACGACUGGGGAAAGAUUCCUGAGUGUCCCCUCCCUCAGUUUUCAGGAGGACCCGCAGCGACCUGGUGGUGGGUGAUCGGUCCAAUGAUCCUCUACGUCUGUGAACGUCUGCUGCGUUUCAUUCGCUACAUGCAGUCAGUCGGCUACAGAAAGAUCGUGAUGCAUCCGUCCAAGGUGCUGGAGCUGCAGCUGGUGAAGGACGGUUUCAAAAUGGAGGUGGGUCAGUACGUCUUUCUCAACUGCCCGGCCAUCUCCCAGCUGGAGUGGCAUCCGUUCACCAUGACCUCCGCCCCCGAGGAGGACUUCUUCAGCGUCCACAUCCGCUCGGCCGGGGACUGGACGGACAAACUGAUCGACAUCAUGCAGUCGCUGCCGGAGGGAGCACAGGGACCCAAAAUGGGUGUGGACGGCCCCUUUGGCACAGCCAGUGAGGACGUAUUCGACUAUGAGGUCGCCAUGCUGGUUGGCGCCGGCAUCGGAGUCACUCCCUUCGCCUCCAUCCUCAAAUCCAUCUGGUACAAGUUCAAGAUCUCCAACCCUAAACUGCGCACCAGAAAGAUCUACUUUUAUUGGCUCUGCCGGGAAACACACGCCUUCGAGUGGUUUGCUGACCUCCUGCAGGGCCUGGAGAGUGAGAUGGAAGAGAGAGGAAUGGCGGAUUUCCUCACCUACAAACUCUAUCUGACUGGAUGGGAUGAUAAUCUGGUAAAUACUGAGAGGAUUCGCAGCGAUGAGGACACAGACGUCAUCACUGGGCUCAAACAGAAAACUCACUACGGCCGACCCGUCUGGGACAAGGAGUUCGAACAAGUUCGCAAAGAGAACCCCACAUCUGUGGUUGGAACUUUCCUGUGUGGCCCCGCAGUUCUUGCUAAAGUCCUGGAGAAGAAAUGUGCCAAAUACUCAGACGUGGAUCCUCGAAAGACCAAGUUUUACUUCAACAAGGAAAAUUUCUGAGUCAUAAAAAACAACAGGGAAACGUUGUCUGGGCCUUUUGAAAGUGAACAGUGGGCGGAGAGCUUCUUUCACCGUGGAUUACAGUAAGACAAUUAAUGAUGACAGAGCUGUGGGACAACCUGUUGCUGGGUGUGUCGUGACUCUCUACGCUGCAGUGAUAAAGAGGCGGGGCUCGUUGUUUUAUCAGCACGACUCAGGGACUUUCUUUACAUCUUUCAUCCAUGACGAAACCAUGAGUCAUGGUCUCAUUAUCCACUAUGACUCAUGGUUUAUACGGUCAGUUACACUCGCUCACUGCAUCAUUAACUUUAGGAUACAGGUGAAGGCCCUCGUAGUUCCUGAGACCUCUAUGAAGGUUUUGACUCCAUAGUGCACUUGUUGUUAGGGCUGUACCGAAUGCUUUAUUCUGUUUAGAUUUGAAGCUUCUAUUGGAUUAAACAACAGUGGCGGUUCUAGACCAGUUUUACUGUGGGGGCCCAAGGAGGGGCCAGUGUUUAAUCAGAGGGGCACAUUGAAAAUCGUCAAAAAUUAUAUUUUAGCUAUAAUAAAAGGUUUUGAAUGCUUAAAGUCUCAUAUUUGGAAGAACUACAUUGAUUGAAGCAAUGAGACUUACCAACAUUAACAGUUAUUUUUGUAUGACAAUGACAUUUCUCAUUUUUGUGCACAAUUACUUUCUUUUAUUUUGAAAGUGCAGUACAGUGAGAAUUAUCUUUAUAUUUAGCUUUUAUUGCACAAUUAAACUAUGUUACAAUGUACACAUUCUGGGUUCCUUUUGUGUACAAUGAGAUAUUGUUUGAACAAAAAAUAGGUCAGAAUUGGUCCAUUGUUCAUCAUUAUAAAUUGAUCAUUUUAUUAUUAAUUUGACACAGGGGCCACAACAGGGGCCAAGGGCUUCUUCACAGGGGCAGUGGCCCCUGGAGGCCCCUGUGUAGAACCGCCACUGUUAAACAACUUAGAAUUUUUUUUCUAUCCAUCAACUUUCUAAAAAUAAAUACAUAUGCAAAAAAGCUGCAGAGCAUUUAAAUGUCAAUGUUAUGAAUGAAGCUUCAAACUAUUCGGUACGAACCUACUUGUUGUUUGCACAUCAUGUGGAAAAACUACCUUUUUUUGCACUAAGAUUAACUUUUGAAUGAAGGCACUACACAAUUUAAUGCUACGGGUUCAUUUCAUACUUUAUAAUCCACCACUGCAGCAGCUCUGCUUCAGGCUGCAACCAACCAUUACUUCCAAAAUCCCAAGUUUUCCC